Magallana angulata is the source of this 666-nucleotide messenger RNA. Its product is annotated as ficolin-2-like. Bases 1 to 666 code for a protein of 221 amino acids. Lineage: Eukaryota; Metazoa; Mollusca; Bivalvia; Ostreida; Ostreidae. The transcript has 4 exons. The record is from RefSeq and is a predicted model, not a curated record.
AUGACAGACUGCACAAGUUAUCGUAGUAUAUCACCAUUUCUACCAAAUGGUUUAUACAGAAUCAAACUUCCAGUCGUUGGUCACGUGACAGCUUUUUGCGUAAUGGACAUUGAUGGAGGAGGUUGGACUGCUUUCCAGCGUAGAUUUGACGGUUCAGAAGAUUUUAAUCGAUCAUGGGCGGAGUACAAAAACGGCUUUGGGAAUCUAACGGCUGAAUUUUGGUUUGGCAAUGAGAAGCUUCAUCAUCUUCUAAGUCAAGGAUCAUUUGAACUGCGGAUGGACAUGAGUGAUUUUACAGACCAGACUCGCUUUGUCAAGUAUACACAUGUAGAUGUGAUGGACGAAUCAAGCAAAUAUACCAUAAGCAUAUCAGGAUAUUCUGGAAAUGUUGGCGACUGUUUCACCGCCGGUUCCCAGAUCAUCAACAACAUGAAGUUUACAACGAAAGAUCAAGAUAAUGACAUGAACUUUUCUGAUAAUUGUGGAAUUCUGUACCCCUCCGGCUGGUGGCAUAGAACAUGUCAUUGCUCAAAUCCAAACGGUUUAUAUCUAGCUGGUGACACAACAAUAUUUGGAAAAGGAAUUACCUAUCAACCGUGGUUAACGCACUAUUAUUCCUUGAAAACCGUUCGUUUAUUGGUUAGAAAAGUUGGUUCAAAAAAAUGA